Molecule: messenger RNA, 1762 nt
Organism: Myotis daubentonii (Daubenton's bat)
Lineage: Eukaryota; Metazoa; Chordata; Mammalia; Chiroptera; Vespertilionidae
Source: RefSeq, a predicted model, not a curated record
AUGGAUGUGGGAAAGAGACGCUGUAAACCCCCCUGGGCCGGGAAGGGAGCAGAUCCGAGGAGCAGGGAGGCAGAGGCGGCGCCUGUUUACAGACGCCUUCACCUCCCCCACCCCGCAGACUCGGGGGGGGGGGGGUCCAGCAGCGUUUCCCGGGCGCUGUCCCCUCCCAGCCCGGCCUCGCAGUCUCGGAGCAGCUGGACAGCCGGCUGGCCCCCUCCCUCCCUCCCUCCCUCCGGCCGCAGCCUCGCUCGCCCUCCCCAGGUCCCGAGCAGCGUCCGCACCUCCCACGGCCUACCCGCCCCGCAGGCCCUCCAGGCGGCUGGCCGAGGCCUAGAGGCCGCUGGCCACGAACUAAUCCCCGGCCGCCGGCGGGGCCCGAGGCCGGCCGGGCGGGCGGACGCGGCCCAGGAGCAGAGGACGGGCGGGGACAACCCCUUCCUCGCCGCCGCUGCCCAUUGUUCCCGACCGAGCCCGGGCCGCCCCGCUAGCUCCCGGGCCGCCGCCGCCGCUCACCGCGCUGGUCCGAGCAGAAGCUCCUCUCAGCUCCGAGUCCCGGCGGCCGUCGCCACCGCCGCGGCAGCCACCGCCACCGCCGCCGCCGCCGCCGCCACCGUCGACUCCGACUCUGUCCCAGGCCGCCGGGCCCCGGCCGCCGCCACCGCCAGUGCCGCCUGCGAGCCCCCACCUGCUGCUGCGGAGGCCGCUUGGGCAGCAGGGGCCAUCUUGUUGGUCGGCCUCCUCUUCCUCCUCCUCCUUCUCCUCCUCCUCCUCCGCCCGGUCGCUCUAGUCUUCGUCCCCUUCCUCUUCCUCGGGCUCCCGCUCCCGCCCCGGAGACUGGGCGGGGACCAGGGCGAGGCCCCACCUUCCGGGGCGGGGCCAGCGGGGGCGGGGCUAGAGAAGGGCGGAGUCAGCGGAGGCGGGGCGGGCGCGGGAGGGUCGCUCUGAGUCACCUUCCGCCGACGCCACGCCCGACGGGGAGGCGGGCGACGCGCACCGCCCGGAGCCCCAGCGCACCGCGCCGGAGCGGAAGAACUGGUCCCGGGUCCGCACGGCCCGGCCACCGGCGCCUCCGCGCCCAGCCAGCAGGUGGCCCGACGGCGAAGGUGCCACCCCCCUAUCUAUGUUUCUCCUUACAAGGCUGAGAAAACGACCAGCUUCAGUGACCUCAGGAAAAAGCCCAGGGCCCUUUCGUUUUUAAGGAAUUACUGUCAAUUGCUAUGGGAAACAAAUAUGUGGUCAAAAGAAGCUGACCAAAAUGGGGAAGUAGCAAUAUGCACAAAUUUUCAAGGUGAGCCAGCUGGGCUGCAUGGGCUCAGGAAACAAGUUCAGAAGCAAAAGGAGAGCCCUUGGAGUUUAGGAGAGAGAAAGACAAAGAUCCUUAGGGAGAGAAGAAAAUUAGAAGUUCGAUGGCAGAAGUGCAACUGUAUUUGGAGUGAGAUGGAACAAAGGAUCGGUCCAGUCCAUAAAGCAAAUAAUUAGCUUCCAACAGACAGAAUAAUGGAAUGACCUCUCCAGGGUUUGAGUUUUUUACUUCUGUCAUUUUUGCAUCUUGGGCAUUUGAGUAUAUUUACUUUGGUUAAAAAUCAUGCUUGGUUUUAAAUAUAAAACCAUAGUUGCCAUGUGUAGGUUUAUGGUGCAAAAUUUGGGAAAAGCUCAAAGACAAUACUUUCAGAAGAAAGAAAACACUCAGAAUGAAUUUCAAGUUCAGUUAACAAAGCACAGAAAAGUAAUAGUAAAAAAUUAUCACAUUUUUCACUAUUUA